This is a messenger RNA of Knipowitschia caucasica, 327 nucleotides long. Lineage: Eukaryota; Metazoa; Chordata; Actinopteri; Gobiiformes; Gobiidae. The record is from the annotation of a GenBank genome assembly.
AUGUUCUGCAUCAGUCUGUACGCCCGCAGCACCUUCAGGAGACUGGAGCCGUGUCUGAGUGAUCACACGCAGGUCCGGUGUGGGGGACAUGUGGAUGAGAAGUCUGUGCAGACUGAUGAUUGGGACCAGGUCAGGGGGCCGAACAUGGACCAGGCCCGGGGCUCUGCUGCAAGAGCCCGGCUGCCCAGUGGGGAUAUUUUGUGUCGGAUUGAGCACGCUCCAUUGGAGACUUUUACCUUCCCAAGAAACAUGCUAAAACCUGGAGAAGAUAGUGGGGCUUCAUCCACAGAGAUGGAAGCGGAGAGUGCUUCUGUUACUAUAGUGUGA